This is a messenger RNA of Vitrella brassicaformis, 4456 nucleotides long. The record is from the annotation of a GenBank genome assembly. Lineage: Eukaryota; Vitrellaceae.
ACUGAGUCGAUGAAUGCAAUGCAAACAAAGAGAAUGAACACUUUCCUUCUUCGUCGUCAAGAAGGAAGGCACUCAUUGAGUCAUGAAUGAAGUCUUUAAGCGACGUGUCAGCUGCAGCACGGCAGGGAAGGGCGGGGGAAAGAAAGUGUCUCCGACAGGUCGCCAUCCAUCCAUGCACACAGCUAAGAGCAGUAAUACAUCGUCAGUAUCGAGUCGUUGUCAUUCAGAAAGGGAUAGUCAGGCAGAUCCCCAGCAACCUGUUCACAAUACAGGCACACGAAACGCACCCCACCACACCACAGCAGACACCACAGCAGCCCUUUCCCUUUGACCGACAAGCUCUUGCAUGCCCAUGCAUCCCCACCGUGUGUGUCUGUGUAGUGUACCUCGGUGUUCGUCAGCGUCACACGAGCAUCAUCAGCCUCUCGUGGUCCCUGAUAGCUCGUCGACCAGACGGGGACAAACAUGGGAUUGGUCGGUACCGAUGGCUGCGGCACUGCACGCCCUUCCGAAUCUGUCGGACAACCGCACCCCAGCACUUCGACGCGCACCUCCGCCAGCGACGGGUCUUGUGUGCUGCAACACGCAGAAGACACCGCAUACGUCUCGGCUGCCCGAUCCGAUCCAUAGAUGAUGUAAUAUCGUUCGUGUGUCUGCUUACAUACAGUUGGUGUUGUUUGUUGCCCAGCUUCGAGGUCUCCUCCUCGUUGGUCUGCGGACCGUCCGUGUCCUGACGAACCACCAAGACGGAAGCCAGGGAUGCACUGGAUCCCCUGACAGCACCGUGCAACGGGGGGGUGGAUGAGGCCAGGCCAUGGCUGCCUGUCUGUGUCUCCCCUUACCGGUCUUUCGUCGCUUAUGUCGCGGCGAGCACGGCGCGAGGGCCUCGGCGGAGGGCUGUCUUGAUCCACCUGCACCCCCUCCACCAUAUUCUGUGCCGUCUGCUCAUCCUGAGUCUGCACCACGAACUGAGAAUCUGAGAAGCGAGAGCAGGGGAGAUGAGCGGAUGUCAGAUCAUCACACAGCCCUGCUUGUCUUACCAUUCCUGGUGAUCUGAGGUCCAUUCUGAAGGACGGCCUUCUCGACACUCUCCGCACCAUUUUGGCCACCUGCGUUGUCCCACUUGGUGAGCCCGAAGCCUGGACACUCUUCGAUCCCCUGCCACACACAACAAAUACGGCACAACUUUCAUGCAUGUGUCGGAAGAGACGAUGAUGGAUGGGGUGGGUGGGACGGCUCACAUUCUCCAGCUGGAUCCGCUUGAUGCCCUUGAGGUUGUCGAUCGACGGAGGAGGAGGGCCGUAGGGAGUGCGGCAGUCGACAUGGUGGCUGUGGCUGUGCCCUACCUCCACCGAAUGGGAACCACGACCCACAGACGACGUCCGAGCGAAUGGCGGGGUGGGUGUCGGAUGCGGCUGCACAAAGGGAUUGCGCGAGGGCUGUGGUCUGUCUGUCAUGGUGGCUGCUGCUGUGGAUGGCGUGUGGUGCUGGGGACCCGCAGGCGAUGGCCGCUCGUCGGGUAUCUCGGGCACAGGCUCGCGACGAUCUUUGUGUUGUGCUGUGGUGGCGGUAGAUGGGUCGGAGGAUGGCCAAGAGCUGUUGUCAUCCCUGUCGACCUUGUUGGGCUCCGACGAGCCCUCCUUGCUGGACUCGACGGCCGAUGUAAUGCUUGUGGAAGGGGCAUCAGUUUUUGCCUGGCGAUAGGCAUCGAAGAUCGCCCGGAAUACGCCGCGAUGUUGCAGCUGGCCGGCAUUGGAGGCGCUGACCAGAAACGUCCACAGGUUGCCCACAGACCACUCAAGCUCCCGGAUGCAGUUGACCACACGGGCGAGGUCGGCCACACGGGCGUCAUCGAUGGGGAAGUAGUGCAGGGCCCGGUUGGCCACGCUGCACGCCAUCAGCUGUAGUAGCGCCUUCAGCUGCGGGUCGCCCUCAAACACACCGCACCCCCAGUUUCCUGAUCAAUAUAGAGGAGUGAGUGUGGCACGGUGUGGAUCGUGUUUUCUCCCCUUGCUUACCGGAGGCAAAUGGCAUGCCGCCGGCGAGUCCGUUCGAUCCCGUGAGAGCCACAUAUGCCUUGUUGAGCUCACGGAGCAUGUACCCCUCGGUGUACUGCAGCUGCUUCCCAUGAGGCAUCUUCCCAUAGUCGACCGCAUCGAGCGCCACUACAUAAGACUGCAGCCACCCUUGGUUGUCGAGGGGCGUCUGGUCGUCAUAGGGGCCGGUGCAGCGGAAAGAACGGGCGUAACCCGUAAACGAUGAGAAGCGCUUGGCGCCCACGAUGAGGGCCGACUCAUUGUCCUUGAGCGGCUCCAUGAAUGCACGCGACACGAGGAGCUCGGGGGAGAUGGCGAAACGGAUCUCCUCUUGAACACAUCCUACAGAUACACAUACAUAGGGGCACACGCACGAUACAGAUGGUCCAUGCCAUGGGUGCUUGGUGCGUUCUCACCUCGCCCGAGCGUGCCGCCGCCGAGGACACGAUUCGCGAAGUCGGCCUGCAGGUAGGGCGAGUCCUCAAUCCGCGCAGCGGCGCUCUUUACGUCCACCCCCAGCAGCGGCAUGUGAUUCUUGGCCCAUUCAGCGCUCUUGGGCAGCUGCUGUGGAGGCACGCUGAGCCGCUGGAACACCACAGUGCGGUCCGCGUCCGCCGUCUUGUUGUUCACCGAUGCGGCCAUUCUGAGAAGAGAGAUACAUGAUAUAGGGAGAUCUCCUGUCGGUUCCAACUCCAGUGGGAGUAGAGUACCUGUUGAAGUAGACCAUGAAGCAGCAGAGCUUCCACACGCUAUCGGGUAGGGUGGAUGAGACGAGGCCCGUGAAGUUGAUGGAUGAGGAGGUCUCUUUGCCGCCCUUGAAGAGGCAGAAGAAGCCGGCCGACAGGAUGGCGAAACAUUGCCGGGCCGUGACUGCGAUGGUGCCGGUGGUCACAUCGUCGGGCCAGCAGCGAUGGACAGCAAGAGCCUCUCUUGCCAUAACGGGCAAGGCCUUCUCGAGAAAAAUGCCCGUGCACCGAGGUGGGAUGAGGCGGAAGACUGACGGCAGGUCAUUGAAGGGCUUGUUGUGGCCAACAAAGGCGCCCUUGCAUCGCGAGAUCUUGGAGAGCAAUUCUCGCAGCUGGCCGCUGUGAUGAAUGGCCUCUUUGCCGCUCGCAAUGAGCCGCAGCGCGUUGGAUGCGCACCGCCACUCAUCCGAAUGCUGAGAAAGCAGAGAGAACAUCCUGUGGGAAAGCCGUCUGCGUGCCGAUUGCCGUCAGAGGAAGGGGAUGCCGACUGCAUCCAGGAACACCCGAAUUCCUUCCAGAUCUGCCGCAUUGUAGGAAUACACCUUUGCGAGACUAGCGUUCGCCCGCGCGUUGCGCGAGCAGUUCUGCCCUAACGUAAACUCAUAAGUUUGGAUUUUUCUCUCUGACCACAAGUGAGCCAGACAUAUAUCAAGGUGUCAGAUACAGAGAGCUUCACAAGAUGCACAUCUACACUGCCACAACAAAUAUAUCCAAAGUCACUCGAACGCACCCGGAUACCGUCUUGCUGCCUCCCGCGUAGAUUCGUCUACACCCUCACUUUUUAUCUCCUCGUAUCUGUCCAGGUGAAGCUGACGCCUUCGAACCGCCUGCUUCUCCUCGGAAUGCUCCGCAUACAGCUGUCGACGUUUCUCGGCCCUGCUGGCACAGACACGCGCAUAGUCAAACCACACGCACACCCACGUCUGUUCCAGCGAUUCCCUCUCUCGUGUGCACCUGCUCAUUUGGCCGUCCCCCCCCAUAGAAUCCGGCACUCUCCACUCGUGAUCGCACUGGAAGGCCUCACAUAGUGCCACUGACCGCGAGAACGUCCUCUGAUGCUUCGAGCGGCCAGCGUCCACUACUCGGUCGAUGUAGAGCCACAGCAUUGUGCGGAGCUGCUCCUCGGUCAUUGCCGAUGCUGUCGUACUACCAAGAAAGGCGAUGGCCGUGUCAUAGGGGCUGAGUCCGUUCGCGACGGGCUGGCCGUCGAUGUACGGCCGCGCCCUCUUCGCAGUGUUGCUGGAGCGGAUGAGAGGCACCCUCAUCCCAUGCUCAGGCACGGGCUGCCGCUUGAGGACGUCGGGCUCUUCCUCGUUCGCCCUCCUCUGCUGGUGGACCAUCCUCCCCAGCUUCCACGGAUUUCCGGUUGGGGACCUGGCAGUGGGAAAGAAGGCCUCUUCCGCUCGAAUAGCUCGAAGGCCUCUUUCGUCCAUGUACGUGUCGGGCUGGAUGCUCUGGUGCCUCAUGGUCCCGACGCGCACUCGUCGCAGGUAACCUCCUACAAGGACAUCCCUGUAUCUCUCCAUAAUCUCGCUGCCGGUCUUGAGCUCGGCCUCCCCACCGAUCCACACCGUACGUGAGCCCACCAUCCAGCCACUGUUGUCGACAGCGGGCCACCCUCUGUCGCGGGUGAGCGCCCUCUUGCUCGUCAUGGUUUUUGUUCUCACACUUGCU